ACAAACAGCAACUUCUUCGACUGUGAACGUUCGUGCAUUUCGUUAUCCAAUACAAAUUAUUUAAAGAUGAUGAAAUUCUACCCAAAUCGUAUUUCAUUCCGUUCAAUACAUAGCAGUGCUUUCCGGCUAAAUCAAGAUGGGCCACAAAAUCCGCAGCUUGCUAAAAUUAUGCAAAAGAUUGAGAAGGAUAAAAAGAAACUGAAGUGGCGCACGCCGUACAGCGAACUGCCCGACACCUUCCAGAGUAAAUUCAAGCUCUUUUCCUCCAGUAAUCGGAACUCGGAGUUGAUCGAAGCGAUGCAACAACCGGUCGAUUUGUCACCGACGGGUAUUAAAAAGUGGUGGAAUAAGCGAAGAACCGAAACCGCUGCGUUCAUGCAGCAGUACAUUCCGGAGAGACACAACGCCCUGGGGGAGGAUCUGGCUUGUGCGCAUUUUGUGGUACACAGAGAAGGAAGCGUAAGAUUUCGCGGACAAAAACAAUGGAUUAAAAUGGACGAAAAGGAUGAUUACGACCUACCACGGAAUUUCGUACCGAACAUGGUACUGGAAGAAGUCAAAUGUGACAACAUGGAUCUAUUCUACGAAGGUUUAGAAAAUAUUCGGCAGUUACGAUUCCUGAAACACCUGUCCUUCGAAAAUGUAUCCAGAUUUGACGAUUGGUAUUUGGAUCGAAUAUCUGGUAACGGAUUUCCCGUUUUGGAGGAGCUAAAUCUCCGCGGGACAGCUGUUACAUAUCGGGGAUUACAUUGCCUGUAUCGCUUGCCAAGCUUGAAAGUCGUCCUAGUGGAUGAACCCGAAAAAAACAUCAUGUGGCAAAUGAUGGUAUCACAGCUUGAGGAAUGGAAUCCUAACAUAGCGAUUAAAAGUGCAUAAUCAGAGGUACUAUUUCUCUAGUCAUACCAUAAAUUAUUAAUAUUAUGAUACGGUCUCGAAAAUCAUUAAUCAAAAAAUAUUUUCGCAGUA
This is a messenger RNA of Armigeres subalbatus, 966 nucleotides long. RefSeq lists its product as uncharacterized. NCBI's taxonomy places the organism in Eukaryota, Metazoa, Arthropoda, Insecta, Diptera, Culicidae. The record is from RefSeq and is a predicted model, not a curated record. The transcript has 2 exons. Bases 67 to 876 code for a protein of 269 amino acids.